This is a messenger RNA of Paramecium pentaurelia, 1333 nucleotides long. The record is from the annotation of a GenBank genome assembly. NCBI's taxonomy places the organism in Eukaryota, Ciliophora, Oligohymenophorea, Peniculida, Parameciidae.
AUGAUAUUGCAAUUUUUAUUUAUCUAAUUAACUUAAGGAAUAAUCACAUAGACAGCUGGCGCUUUUAAUGAGUUUGUGUGGAACGCCCCAGGAUUUCUCUGCCAAAAUGGAUUCACAAAAACUGGUAAUAUCAAUUUUUAGGAUUCUUUUGCAAAUAUACCUAAAAUAAUAAUUGUUCCAAAUGUUAUGGAUAUAACACCUGUAUUUACAAAUCAACUAAUUGUAUAAAUAGAUAUAGUAAGUGUCACUUUAACAGGUUAUAAAUUAAUUUUAUAUAGGUUUUUCAAUUAAAAUAACAUGUCCAAAUAAUAAAGUAGGUACUUUUCAAAUGAGAUGGUUUGCAAUUGAUGAUAGUCGUAUAGAAGUAAUUAAUGAGCUCAAUUUAAAUCCUAUAGCUUCUAAAUAAUAUCCAAUUUAAAAUCCUAAUAUAAAAAAAGCUAUCGUUUCUAUUUUAAAUUUUGGAUAUAAUGGACCAUUUGAUGUAGGUCUAUCUGUAAAAAAAAAAAAUUUAAAUAGGUUUCUGAAUUAACUUCAACCCAUGUGACUGUGAAUGUCAACAGUGCCAACUCAAAUUUAAUAUUUCUUGGCUACUAAGUAAUAUUGGGAACUGAGGAAGUUAUCAGUUAUAUUGAUAAAGUUUCAUCCACUAGUGUAUACACAAGUCAAAUCUACCCUCUUUAAUCUAAUAGUUAUUUUGUGAUCUCUUUUAAUAAUUUGGGACAUACUAAUGCUGAUACUUUAAAAUUAGGUGUUUCCAUUUCUUAGACUUCAACUACUAUCAAUUAUUAAACCCAAAUAUGUAUGAUUUAGAAUUAAUAAAAUAGGGGGUCCUGGUACUUAUGCACCGAACACUCUCCAAUCAUUUUUUCUCAAAUUUAAUAUAAAUUAAGCAUAUAUGGCAAUGGAAUGUUUCACAAUUAGAAUCAACAAAAUAUUUUAUAGGAAUUCAGAUUAAAGACCUGCUUUUUAAUUGGAUAUUUAGGAAAUUAAUUAAGUAUUUAAUACAAUAGGAUCAGAAACUGUAAUUGUAGAUGAAUCAAUUACAUUACUAAAUAUCCAUGUUUAUUAUAAAUGUCCAUCAAAUAAUAAAAAGGUUCAUAGUUAAAUGAAUAAAUGUAAUAGUUGUACUGGAAAUAAUAAGAUUUAUAAUUUAAAUCAUUAUUGUCAUGGAUCAAUCAAUUCAAUUAAUAUUUAUGCUAAAUAUAAUGCUUAAUCAAAUAAUAAAGAAUUAAUCAUAACUAGAACUACUAAUGGUAUUACUAUCAUUUAAACAUUAAGAAAUAAAAGUACCACAUAAUAAGAAAUAUUAUUGGUUGAAUUUUUAGAUAUAUGA